AUGAAGAGUGCGCUUCGAGUCCAGGUGGACGUAUGUUCGGAUCUCCGCAUGAUUACAGCGGAUGUUAGCCAACGGGUGUCCAGCCUGGAGGGCCACGUGGAGGUGCCUCGUAAUGCUACUCGGGAUAACGCGUGUGGCGCACCGGUGCUGGAGGCGAGCGGCGGUUCAGCGGUGGACGCGGCGGAGGGAUCAGAGCGUGCUGCAGAGUGUGCUGGGAGGGGUGAUGGGAACGGCGCCCUCGCCUUGUGCGUCAACACAGGGGCUAACCUUAAUGAGAAACCCCUGCAAGAUCCUGGGUCCCCGAAAUGGAGUACUAUUGCUAAAAAAGGAAAGCGGCAGCUUGAGGCUAGAACGAUCUACAAAGUCCAUCUACAGAAUGGGGUUCACCUGUGA
Molecule: messenger RNA, 393 nt
Organism: Knipowitschia caucasica
Lineage: Eukaryota; Metazoa; Chordata; Actinopteri; Gobiiformes; Gobiidae
Source: the annotation of a GenBank genome assembly